Molecule: messenger RNA, 1144 nt
Organism: Dermacentor andersoni
Lineage: Eukaryota; Metazoa; Arthropoda; Arachnida; Ixodida; Ixodidae
Source: RefSeq, a predicted model, not a curated record
CACUUGAUCUUAGUCAUGAACAUCACUCUGUACAAUAUAAAUUGCAGUCCGCCCUGCAACUUUGUACGCACACUCGCCAAGCAUUUGGACAUUGAUGUGAAGCUCAAGAACUUGGACCACUCUCACAAGGAGCAGUUCAGCGACGAAUACCUCAAGGUAUGCCGCAACGAGAUAAAUAUGUGUAGGCAGAUAGUAGCCAUUUGUGCCAACGCCAUUGCCUACUACUUGCUCCCCAAGUACGCCCCCGAUUCGGAGCUCUAUCCGACUUGCAUCAAGACUCGCACCCACAUCGACCAGAUUCUUUCAUCACUUGUCGCUACAAUCCACAGUCAAACGGCAGUGUUCGUCCGUCCUCGAGUCCAUCAGGAGACCAAGCCUACUGCAAAGGAGAUUACGACAUUUGAACACCGUGUCAUCAGAGGGCUGGAACGCCUCAUCGGUGACGGCAAGUUCGCAGUCGGCGACAACUUCACCCUCGCCGAUAUCGCCUUGACCACACGCAUCACUGUGCCCCUUGAGAACAAGUUCGUUGACCCUUCCAAGUUUCCCAAGCUGGCAAGCUACUACGACCGAGUCAAACGCAAGCAGCCUUACUUUGAGGAAAUUUACGAGCCAGUCAUCUACAGCAUCGAACAGCUGUUCGAUAGCCUAAUAUAGCUUUAGAAGCGGUAAUAAAAUGUCUAGACGAAUGUUAAAGGUGCUUUUAUUGUUAAUAACAGAUAUAUGUUUUCAAAGUUAUCCGCAGAGGUCCCUACAUCUGUUACAGGUAUAAAUGGUUUAUCUGUGUGUGUCUGUCUUUCUCUGUGCUUUUUUUUUUCAUUUCUAUCCUGGUAGAUUUAGUAGGGGUGCGCCAAUAUACGGAACUUUCGAAUAACGAACCGAAUAACGUCUUCUCGGAUUGGCUCUUCGAAUGGAAUAAUCACUAUUCGUAGAGAGAGAAGAAACUUUAUUAAUGAAUGGUCCGGCAGUUUUGUUGUGGUGGCCUCAGGUGGCGGCUCGAAGUCCUUGGAUAGGGCGGCAUCUUUGGCUUGCCGGAUGGCCCAGAGCUGGUCUGCGAACUCUGCACUUUUGAGAGCCGCUUCUCAGCGGUGGAGACGCCGAUGGAGAAGGUCCCCGGCGACCCCGCAGCCGGGAAGAAACGAGC